Cucurbita pepo subsp. pepo (vegetable marrow) is the source of this 1474-nucleotide messenger RNA. Its product is annotated as chromo domain-containing protein LHP1. NCBI's taxonomy places the organism in Eukaryota, Viridiplantae, Streptophyta, Magnoliopsida, Cucurbitales, Cucurbitaceae. Gene Ontology annotation, biological process: heterochromatin formation. The record is from RefSeq and is a predicted model, not a curated record. Gene Ontology annotation, cellular component: nucleus.
UUAGACGAAAAUGGGGCGAGGGAAGAAGAAGGCGGUGGGAAGCUCUGAGACUGAAGCAAUGGCGCUUCCAGUCCCUGGUUUCACAGAUUCAACUCUUGUUAAUGGAGAUUCAGCUCCUUCCAACUCUAACAACAAUGGAAAUGAACUUAUAAUUUCAUCUCGAUUUCCAGCUUUUUCGAUUCAGAACAGUUCUGUCCAAACUCCACUACUCGCCGGUGAAGGCGGAGAAGUCAACGGAGAAGAGAAUGCUGUCGCUGAUGUUACUGCUUCUGAGCUAACAAAGCUUGACGAUGGCUUCUUCGUAGUUGAAGCUAUUCGAAGGAAACGAGUUCGUAAGGGACAGCUUCAGUAUCUUGUCAAAUGGCAUGGCUGGCCAGAAACUGCCAACACAUGGGAACCCUGGGACAAUCUCCAAUCAUGCGCUGAAUUUAUUGAGGAGUUUGAGAAAAGGAUGGAAAUCUCACGAUCAGGAAAGCAGCGGAAGCGCAAGCGCAAGGAUGGAGACGGUAAUAAUCAACUUCAGGAGGAAAAACAGUACCGCGUCAUAGCUACUGAUAAUGUCACAAAUGUUUACAUGAGUACUGUGGACGAUUGUCUAUCGGCCACUCCUUUAAACAGCAUAAUUCAUUAUGAUCUUCCUACUCCUCAAGUACUUAUAGACUCUACUGCAACAUUCAAUGUUGAAAAUGGCGAUAUGGGUGAGAAAUUUGAUGGAAGUAGAACGAGAGACGAAUAUGAUUUGAAACUUAUUGAGCUCAAGGCAGCAAUAUCUGCCAAUAUGGUUGAUUCUGAUAAUAAAGCAGAGUCUUCUAAAGAUCUUGGCCUUGUUUAUGAUGAUUCCAAGGCUGAUUGCGCGGUGGGUUCCACUCAGGGAAGUCAUUCCAUUGGAGCCAAGAGAAGGAAAUCUAGUAGGGUGAAAAGGUUCACUAAGGAAGCAGUCUCGUCUGAAAACUCUGAACAAAGAUUAAAACAAAAUGGAAUUGCUGUAAACAUGGAGCCAACUGAUCAAAAUGAACAAUUGGGGCCCGAGAAUCCUAGUUUGUCAGGCCACUCCAGAAAUGUAGCUACUAUAAGAAGGAUUAUCAAGCCUGUUGGUUAUUCAGUUUCGGUAUCAAAUAACAUCCCGGAUGUAGUCGUGACCUUCUUGGCUGUGAGGUCUGAUGGAAAAGAAGUAACGGUGAAUAACAAAUUUCUAAAGGCUAACAAUCCACUUCUGUUGAUUAACUUCUAUGAGCAACAUCUCCGAUAUAAUCCAACAUUAUGAAAGAGCUACAAGUGUAUCUGGCCACCAUCAUGUUUAUGGUUUACAAGCUGUAAUUUUGUAGCUUUAGGAAAUUCGGUGGAGUAUAAUAUGAAUUCUUGGUAAAAUUCUCAAGAACUGUGUUAAGAGGAGAUCAAACAUUUUCUUGCUCUGUUUUAUUUCUACAUGAGGAUAAAUGGAAAGUUAUAUUCUUUUUGGAUAUCCAAUCUAACA